CGGGCGGCCGGGAUUCAGGAAGCGCCUCGCGGUCCCGGAGGCCGAGCAGCGCAGACGGGUCCCCGGUCAGCAUGGCGGAUCCCAGCGGAGGCCCCCACGCAGGGCCCGGGGAGGUGGCUGAGACCCCCGGGGACGAGAGCGGGACCCCCGGGGCUGAGGCCUUCCCCCUCUCUUCUCUGGCCAACCUGUUUGAAGGGGAGGAUGGCUCCCCCUCCCCCUCCCCGGCUGACGCCAGCCGCCCCGCUGGGCCAGGUGAUGGGCGACCAAAUCUGCGCAUGAAGUUCCAGGGUGCCUUCCGCAAGGGGGUGCCCAACCCCAUUGACCUGCUGGAGUCCACCCUGUAUGAGUCCUCGGUGGUGCCUGGACCCAAGAAGGCACCCAUGGACUCGCUCUUUGACUAUGGCACCUAUCGUCAUCACCCCAGCGACAACAGGCGGUGGAGGAAGAAGGUCAUCGAGAAGCAGCCGCAGAGCCCCAAAGCUCCUGCACCCCAGCCGCCCCCCAUCCUUAAAGUCUUCAACCGGCCUAUCCUCUUUGACAUCGUGUCCCGGGGCUCUACUACUGACCUGGAUGGGCUGCUUCCCUUCUUGCUGACCCACAAGAAGCGCCUGACUGACGAGGAGUUCCGGGAGCCGUCCACAGGGAAGACCUGUCUGCCCAAGGCCCUGCUGAAUCUGAGCAGUGGCCGUAAUGACACCAUCCCUGUGCUCCUGGACAUCGCCGAGCGGACAGGCAACAUGCGGGAGUUCAUCAACUCGCCUUUCCGGGACAUCUACUACCGAGGCCAGACUGCCCUGCACAUCGCCAUCGAGCGCCGCUGCAAACACUACGUGGAGCUCCUGGUGGCCCAAGGAGCUGACGUCCAUGCCCAGGCCCGGGGGCGCUUCUUCCAGCCCAAGGACGAGGGAGGCUAUUUCUACUUUGGCGAGCUGCCCCUGUCGCUGGCCGCCUGCACCAACCAGCCCCACAUCGUCAACUACCUGACAGAGAACCCGCACAAGAAGGCGGACAUGCGGCGGCAGGACUCCCGCGGCAACACGGUGCUGCACGCGCUGGUGGCCAUCGCCGACAACACCCGUGAGAACACCAAGUUCGUCACCAAGAUGUACGACCUGCUGCUGCUCAAGUGUGCCCGCCUCUUCCCCGACAGCAACCUGGAGGCCGUGCUCAACAACGAUGGGCUCUCGCCCCUCAUGAUGGCCGCCAAGACCGGCAAGAUUGGGGUCUUUCAGCACAUCAUUCGCCGGGAGGUGACAGACGAGGAUACGAGGCACCUGUCCCGCAAGUUCAAGGACUGGGCCUACGGGCCAGUGUAUUCCUCACUGUAUGACCUCUCCUCCCUGGACACGUGUGGGGAAGAGGCCUCUGUGCUGGAGAUCCUGGUGUAUAACAGCAAGAUCGAGAACCGCCACGAGAUGCUGGCCGUGGAGCCCAUCAAUGAACUGCUGAGGGACAAGUGGCGCAAGUUCGGGGCUGUCUCCUUCUACAUCAACGUGGUCUCCUAUCUGUGCGCCAUGGUCAUCUUCACCCUCACCGCCUACUACCAGCCACUGGAGGGCACUCCUCCGUACCCUUACCGCACCACCGUGGACUACCUGAGGCUGGCGGGCGAGAUCAUCACGCUCUUGACCGGCAUCCUGUUCUUCUUUACCAACAUCAAAGACUUGUUCAUGAAGAAAUGCCCGGGAGUGAAUUCUCUCUUCAUCGAUGGCUCCUUCCAGCUACUCUACUUCAUCUACUCUGUGCUAGUGAUUGUCUCAGCGGCCCUCUACCUGGCGGGAAUUGAAGCCUACCUGGCUGUCAUGGUCUUUGCCUUGGUCCUGGGCUGGAUGAACGCCCUUUACUUUACCCGCGGGCUGAAGCUGACGGGAACCUAUAGCAUCAUGAUCCAGAAGAUCCUCUUCAAAGACCUUUUCCGCUUCCUGCUGGUCUACUUGCUCUUCAUGAUUGGCUAUGCUUCAGCCCUGGUGUCCCUCCUGAACCCGUGCGCCAACAUGAAGGUGUGCGGCGAGGACCCCACCAACUGCACGGUGCCCACGUACCCGUCCUGCCGCGACAGCGAGACCUUCAGCACCUUCCUCCUGGACCUCUUCAAGCUGACCAUCGGCAUGGGUGACCUGGAGAUGCUGAGCAGCACCAAGUACCCCGUGGUCUUCAUCAUCCUGCUUGUCACUUACAUCAUCCUCACCUUCGUGCUACUUCUCAACAUGCUCAUCGCCCUCAUGGGGGAGACGGUGGGCCAGGUGUCUAAGGAGAGCAAGCACAUCUGGAAGCUGCAGUGGGCCACCACCAUUCUGGACAUCGAGCGUUCCUUCCCCGUGUUCCUGAGGAAGGCCUUCCGCUCUGGCGAGAUGGUGACCGUGGGCAAGAGCUCAGACGGCACCCCAGACCGCAGGUGGUGCUUCAGGGUGGACGAGGUGAACUGGUCUCACUGGAACCAGAACUUGGGCAUCAUCAAUGAGGACCCGGGCAAGAGCGAGAACUACCAGUACUAUGGUUUCUCGCACACCGUGGGCCGGCUCCGGAGGGAUCGGUGGUCCUCGGUGGUGCCGCGCGUGGUGGAGCUGAACAAGAACUCAAACCCAGACGACGUGGUGGUGCCUCUGGACAACAUGGGGACCCCCAGCUGCGACGGCCACCAGCAGAGUUACCCCCCCAAGUGGAGGACAGAUGCCGCUCCCCUCUAGGGGCUGUGGGCGGGGCAGGGUCUCUGGCCUGCCGUCCAGCCCCAUCCCCCCACCCACCUGUUUCUACUCCACCCGCAUUUCAGUGGUGCCUCUCAGGGCAUCCCCCACGUGCUCCCUUGACCCCCAGAGGCGAGGGCCGGGCGGAGAUGAAGGGGAGGCCCCAGGACCCUCUGGUCCCCAGGCUGCCGCCCCCCCAGCUCUGCCUCCCCACCUGCGCCACCAGGCUCCUGGCUGCCUGUCUUACUCCCAUGGAGUCACAUAAGCCAAUGCCAGGGCCUCUCUGUCCCGGGGCGCCCCGACACCUGCCUCUCCAUUAUUUAUUUGCUCUGCACUCAGGAAAGUGGUGUGAUCCCUGCCCCCAAAUGGAACCUGGGCCGAGGCCUCAGGACCUCAUUCCAGGUCACUGCCGGCCAGCCCCCAGCCCCAGCCGGCGCCCUGGGCUGCGCACAGCACCC
This is a messenger RNA of Lynx canadensis (Canada lynx), 3142 nucleotides long. It is a transcript of the gene TRPV4, whose product is annotated as transient receptor potential cation channel subfamily V member 4. The record is from RefSeq and is a predicted model, not a curated record. Gene Ontology annotation, biological process: calcium ion import across plasma membrane; actin filament organization; osmosensory signaling pathway. The coding region runs from base 72 to 2687 and encodes 871 amino acids. Gene Ontology annotation, molecular function: protein binding; calcium channel activity. The transcript is spliced from 16 exons. Lineage: Eukaryota; Metazoa; Chordata; Mammalia; Carnivora; Felidae. Gene Ontology annotation, cellular component: membrane; cilium.